UUAAAUUAUGUUUAAUUAACGGACGUUUGAGUGCAUAAGAUGACUCCAUAAACCAACACAGACUUCCAUGUCUAUGUGAUAUAGCUGCAGUAAUAAAUGAACAGGCCCAUGGUUUUCAGAGCAGCUCGAAGGGGCGGAACUCAAAGCUUGCAGCUGAAUGCACUGUUGACAGCGCUCAGGAGGACUGGCUGCACACUGGUCGAGCAGAAACACACCGAAAUAGAUCAUGAGGGAGAACAGGACUAUGCUUUUGCAAAUAUCCGAUAUUACAUUUGAUCUACCGUGGUGUCUGUUGAUACUGUCCCAUAACCUUUGCACUAUAUCCAGUUUACGCACACGCUGAGAGCUGUUUGGCUGUUUACUUGGUUGACUUAAUCUACUGGAUUGUGUUAUGGGCAUGAGCCAUUGCACCAUCCCUGAGCGUCGGCAGAAGCCCGAGAAGGACGCAAGGGUGUGCACUGUGUUCUAAGAACGAGCAAGUAGGAAUAAUAACCAGACAUCGGAGAACAACGAACAACGACGUGAAUUAUGUCUUACUAUAACAGAGAACUGGUGGUAUCUUUUAUCAAAUAUAAACUCUCACAGAGGAACUACCCCUGCAACCACAUUGGACUCACAGAUGACUCAAAUCGGACUGAUGGGGGGCAGGCAGCUGAAGAGAAUGGCGAGGGAGCGGCAGGAACGACGACCCUUGUUAAUGGCUCCCUAAAUGGAAUGAGUGCUAAUUCCACUGGGACACCACCACGGUCCCCUACUUCAUCCCCCCAGAAUCAGACAAACGGGACUGGGGGUCUGGACGCAGUGAAGGAGGCACUCCGCGAUUCUGCCAAUGAGUUUGAGCUGCGCUAUUCCCGAGCUUUCAGUGAUCUCUCCUCCCAGCUCCACAUCACGCCCGCCACGGCAUACCAGAGCUUCGAGAGCGUUAUGGAUGAAGUGUUCCGUGACGGCGUCAACUGGGGUCGCAUUGUGGGUCUGUUUGCCUUCGGAGGGGCUCUGUGUGUCGAGUGCGUGGAGAAGGAGAUGAGCCCAUUAGUGGGGCGCAUCGCAGAAUGGAUGACAGUCUACUUAGACAACCACAUUCAGCCUUGGAUCCAGAGCCAAGGCGGAUGGGAGCGCUUUGCAGAGAUCUUUGGGAAAGAUGCAGCAGCGGAGAGUAGAAAGUCAGAAGAAAACUUUAAGAAGUGGUUGCUGGUGGGAAUGACCUUGCUCACUGGUGUUAUGUUGGGGUCAUUCAUUGCACAGAAACGCCUGUGAGAAGACAGAUAACUGAAGAUCCAACUUCACUAGACCUCCAGCAAAGAUGAAGGAACUUACAAAUAAUUUUGUUUCGGAUUUGUUUCUUUCCCUUUUAUUGCCAAGAAAUGUCCUGUUUACAUCCCACGUCCCACCGUGUACUGUUGACUGAAUGACACGCACCUGAGAUUUCAUAUCACACGUCACCCAGACCUUUGGAAAUGCGAAGCCACGUGUCCUUACGCCCUGUUUGACGAAAUGAUAAAAAUGACACAGAAAGAAAAAAGUUUGACCAAACAUUCAUUCUUUGUUUCUCUUUGUUUUUUUAUAAAUAAUUAUUUUCAGCCUAAGUCAGUUUUAAGGUAUCUUUAUUACUCUCUCAUUUUCAAAGAGAUUGGCAACUAACAGGGAUACAAAUAUUUUAUCUUUAAGUCUAAAUUAAGCUUGUAUGCAAUCCUUGAGGUAAUUAUCUAAUGAAACAGAGGAAGCUGAAACUGAAGUAUCCAGUUGUUAAAUCAUCACUGACAUCUCUUUGAAAUGUUGGUGUGCAAGAGCUAAAGAGACACUACACUUCAGCUCCUGCUUCUUCUGUUGAGCAACUGGUGGAGAAAUCAGACUGUGAUCUCUCUCUACCAUUAGAAGGCAAUGUGGAAAACAUGUCAGUUCUCUUAGUUUAUUUAAUUAUUAUUCUGUUCAUUUUCACAUGCAGAUUUGUUUAUCAACAAUAAACAAGAGUGUUU
Molecule: messenger RNA, 1973 nt
Organism: Myxocyprinus asiaticus (Chinese sucker)
Lineage: Eukaryota; Metazoa; Chordata; Actinopteri; Cypriniformes; Catostomidae
Product: bcl-2-like protein 1
Exons: 4
Coding region: 529-1254 (241 amino acids)
Biological process (GO): extrinsic apoptotic signaling pathway in absence of ligand; intrinsic apoptotic signaling pathway in response to DNA damage; negative regulation of intrinsic apoptotic signaling pathway
Cellular component (GO): mitochondrial outer membrane
Molecular function (GO): protein homodimerization activity; protein heterodimerization activity
Source: RefSeq, a predicted model, not a curated record